Messenger RNA from Anoplophora glabripennis (Asian longhorned beetle), 1500 nucleotides. RefSeq names its product cytochrome P450 315a1, mitochondrial (gene sad). The transcript has 2 exons. Gene Ontology annotation, molecular function: heme binding; iron ion binding; monooxygenase activity. Gene Ontology annotation, cellular component: mitochondrial inner membrane. The record is from RefSeq and is a predicted model, not a curated record. Gene Ontology annotation, biological process: cellular response to peptide hormone stimulus; cholesterol metabolic process; cortisol metabolic process. The coding region runs from base 85 to 1494 and encodes 469 amino acids. Lineage: Eukaryota; Metazoa; Arthropoda; Insecta; Coleoptera; Cerambycidae.
GUAGUAAUAGUACAACGGCUCGUGGUUUAGUAACGAUCCGUUAGACGCGGACGUUCGUAUCAAUUCAACACAGUGCGACAAAACAUGUUGUGUCGGCAGGUUAAAAAUGUUUUUUUCUUCAAGUUUCCCAACGCGCGGCUCGCCAGCUACUCGGCAGUUCUGGGUUUUCAAGAUAUUCCCUCGCCCAGGGGGUGGCCUAUUUUGGGCACAACUUUUUCUUUGUUAGCCGCCGGCGGACCACCUAAAUUGCACGAGUACAUGGACAAGCGCCACAAACAAUUGGGGCCUAUUUUUAAAGACAACGUUGGCCCUGUAACCGCCGUGUUUUUGUCCGAUGCCGAAGAAAUGAGAAACGUUUUUGCCCAGGAAGGGAAAUAUCCACUGCAUAUAAAACCAGAGCCUUGGCUUGUUUACAAUGAUAAACAUAACUAUACCAGAGGCUUAUUUUUUAUGGACGGCGAGGAAUGGCUAAAAUUCAGAAGGGUAAUGAACAAAUUACUGCUAAGAGGUGAUUUAUCGUGGAUAGAAGAUUCUUGCGAAGCAGCUAGCGAUCUACUUUUAAAGCGUAUCAAAUGUUACAGCGAGAAAAACGCAGAAUUUCCGGACUUAGAAAAGCAGUUAUACAAAUGGUCAAUGGACGUAGUAAUAUCUGUUUUGUUGGGACCGAACACGUUUAAAAAAAAUUGUGAAAGUUUACAACCUUAUUUAGAAAAGUUAGCAGAAAAUGUUCAGUUAGUUUUUCAGACUACAUCGAAAUUGAUGUUGCUUCCUGCAAAGCUAGCUGAAAAGUAUAACAUACCGCCUUGGAAAAGAUUCGAAAGGUCAGUGAAAACAGCUUUAGAAUCUGCAAAUGAAAUUGUUGAGAUUUUAAGAAAUAAAUAUCACUGUGGAGAUGGUUUAAUUUCCAAAAUGGAACAAGAAGCAGUGGCCCGAGUUGAUAUUAACAGGAUAGUCGAAGAUCUAAUUUUAGGUGGAGGAGACACUACUACCUAUACCAUGGAAUGGAUGCUAUAUUUAAUAUCGAAGGACAAGGAAGUUCAAGAAAGACUAAGACACGAUGAUAAAACUUUAUCGAAAAAUGUACUCAGAGAAGCUUUAAGACUGUACCCAGUUGCUCCCUUUUUAACGAGGGUUUUGCCCCACACUGCCACUGUUGGAGGAUAUAAUAUCCCAGCUGGAACGUUGAUAGUUAUGUCCAUCUACACGAGCGGCCGUGAUGAGAGUUAUUACAAAAAUCCUGCUCUAUUUUUGCCUGACCGUUGGAUAAGAAACAGUACGCAUAGCACCGUUAAUCAGCAAGCGAGUUUACCGUUUGGUAUUGGAGCAAGAUCGUGCAUAGGCAAGAAAAUCGCAGAGGCACAGUUACAAGUGACACUUUCAAAAGUUGUGAGAAAUUUCGACGUGGAGCUGUGCAAUCAGGGAGACGUAGACAUUAUCCUGAAGAUGGUUGCUAAACCGUCCGUUCCUUUAAGACUGAAGUUUAAUAAAGUAUAAGACUUG